Molecule: messenger RNA, 420 nt
Organism: Cynocephalus volans (Philippine flying lemur)
Lineage: Eukaryota; Metazoa; Chordata; Mammalia; Dermoptera; Cynocephalidae
Gene: MSMP
Product: microseminoprotein, prostate associated
Exons: 3
Coding region: 1-420 (139 amino acids)
Cellular component (GO): cytoplasm
Source: RefSeq, a predicted model, not a curated record
AUGGCCCUAAGGAUGCUCUGGGCUAGACAGGCCAAAGGGAUCCUGGGAGGCUGGGGGAUCAUCUGUUUGGUGAUGUCUCUAUUCCUCCAGCAUCCAGGAGUCCACAGCAAGUGCUACUUCCAAGCUCAAGCCCCCUGUCACUAUGAGGGAAAAUAUUUUACCCUCGGUGAGUCCUGGCUCCGCAAGGACUGUUUCCAUUGCACCUGUCUGCAUCCCGUUGGUGUGGGCUGCUGUGACACGUCCCAGCAUCCCAUCGACUUCCCCGCUGGGUGUGAGGUACGUCUGGAAGCAGGAACCUGCCAAUUCUCCUUGGUGCAAAAAUCUGACCCUCGGCUGCCCUGCAAAGGCGGAGGGCCUGACCCAGAGUGGGGCUCAGCUAUCACCCCUGUUCCUGGGGCCCCUGCUCCCCACUCAAGCUAA